Messenger RNA from Fomitopsis serialis, 3075 nucleotides. Its product is annotated as TPR-like protein. The record is from RefSeq and is a predicted model, not a curated record. Gene Ontology annotation, cellular component: transcription factor TFIIIC complex. Gene Ontology annotation, biological process: transcription by RNA polymerase III. Lineage: Eukaryota; Fungi; Basidiomycota; Agaricomycetes; Polyporales; Fomitopsidaceae. The transcript is spliced from 17 exons. Gene Ontology annotation, molecular function: protein binding. The coding region runs from base 1 to 3075 and encodes 1024 amino acids.
AUGGCUGCCUCGUUGAGCCCCUCCAAUGGUGUCGCAGGGCCCCUUGAAGAGAUACGUGGUAACGACGAAUGGGCUGAUGAAGAUGACGAUAGCGAAGAGGACGAGGACGAGGACGAGGGAGAUGAAAGCUCCGAAGAGACAGAGGAUGGAGAUGCAGUGGAUAUAGACGGACCUGCAGGCGACUCGAAUGCCGAGGCAGCCAUCGAGGGCGAUUUCGAUCGCCUGGUACAGGGAAUACGCCAGUCCGGAGGAGGAGCCAACGCCGGACUGUUGACGAAAAUGUGGGACUUCAAUCUGGAAGAGAAAGAGGCCGAGUUUCGCGACGACCUGCGCGAUGCGUCUGGCGUCGGCCGUAGCCGCAAAGGGAAGAAGGGUCAUUCGAAGCGUGGGCGGAGAGCGGGCCCUGUGCUGUCUCAGCAAGUGCGGGCACUGAUAGGCGAAGGCAACCAAGCCUAUGUAGAUGGCGACGUCCAGGAGACACUGCGCAUUAUGCAGGAGGUCAUCCGCAUUGAACCCCGCGCAGCGCAGGCCUGGUCCGUGCUUGCGCAAUGCUACGCGGACAUGAACGAGCCUCAGAAGGCGCUGCAACUGCGCAUAAUGGCGGCCCACCUCAUGCACGACGCGGAGGAGUGGGAGCGUCUGGCGAAGCAGUCUGUUGAGCUUGGCUACAAUCAACAAGCACUGUACUGCUACGGCAAGGUCUACAGCCUGGAUCCUUCCAACCUCAAUGCGCUGUGGGACCGCGCGACCCUAGCCAAGGAGAUAGGUGAAUUGAAGACGGCUCGGAACACCUUCCUCGCCAUCCUUAAACGCCUCCCUCACAAUUUGACCGUCCUCGACGAGCUCCGGCCCAUCCUCAUCGAGCUCUCAGACUUCGACCUCUGUGCUAACCUCUUUUCUGACGCCUUCGCGCACUACUACGCGAUGUUCCCAACGGGCGUCGGGCUGGACCCCGACAGCGAGCAGGAGGUGCCCGGUGGGGGGUUCGGGAUGAUGCACAUUCUCGUCCUCGCGGACCUGCACAACUCGCUCGGGCAGUACGAUAGGGCAAUCGAGGCGAUCCGGAAGGGGUGCAGGUGGCUGCAGAGCCGGGCUCAGCAGAAGUUCUGGGACGUGUGCGAGGACGACCGGGAGUACUACGUGGGUGCCGAGGGCACGCGCGGUGGGGAGGGAGAGCUCCAGGCCGGCAAUUAUCCUCUGGACGUGAAUGCGAGACACCGACUGGCCGUCGCGCGCAUCAAAAUGGGGGACGUUGAGGAAGGCAAGAAACACGCAGAUCUCAUACUUGCGCAGGAUGUGUUGGAGUAUGCACCACUCUUCACUGAGAUUGGGGAUGCGUAUUUCGAGCGCGAGAUGUAUCCAGAGGCUCGACACAUCUACGAGAUACUCGGAGGAGAUGCUGGGACUAGUAGUUUUUACGUCCUUCUACAAGCGGCUGCUUGCCGCCGAAUGGUCGGAGAUAUCAGAGAAGCGGCCGAGGUGUACGAGCAUGUCAUUGCAGCCGAUCCCACGCACAACGAAGCUAAAAUGAAACUUGCGGAGAUUUACGAGAUCCUCAACGAACCGCGAAAGGCCCUGGAGUUGGUGUUUCAAGUCAUGGACUCCCGCAGGAGACGCCCACGCCAAGGUACGGCCGAUGGCACUGAUGACGCAAACACAACCUCGCUCUUCGAAGAGAAAGCUCGUGUCAAAGGAAAAUUGGCCUCUGCCAAAGCGAACAAACUCAGCGCAGCACAGCUCAGGGAGCUGGAGGUCCAAAAGGAGCGGGAGGUGACACAGGGCUUCCGUAGGGUCAAGGAGCUCUGGCCGCGCAUGCUGGCUGGCGAGGAAGAGGCAGAAAGGGAAUGGCUCGUCGAAGCGGAGAAGCUGAUAGAGUCUUUCAGGGAGACGAGGAACCUCUUCCAGACUAGCCGGCACCAAGGCUUCCGUGGCAUGUUCCCCAGAAGCUCGAGGAGGCAAACUGCGGAAGCGAGCGAGGAAAGCAUGGCGUCUCGCCUGCAGCUUGAGCUAGGCCGCGAUACUAUCGCGCGUAAAGCUAGGGGAGAUGGCAUCAACACGGGCGGCCUUGACACAUUCCGCACAAUAUCUUUCGAUGAAUGGCUGCGGUUGUUCCUCCAUUAUACAUUCUUGCUCACCAGACGUGGCCAGUAUAAUUUGGCGCAGGAGGUCUUGCGCCACAUUUUGUACUCAAGCGCAUACCAAAGUCGCCUCGCCCAAGAUUCCAUACGUCUGGCGUUGAUGACUUGCGCCAUUCAUGUCGGGCAAUUCCCGACGGCAGUCGAGCAGUCACGGAAACUUAUCAAUGCCUAUCAGUUCAACAACGAGCCCCUCAGGAUUCUCGUGGCAUCAUUGGGAAGUGGAUUGCGUGCCACAGAUGCAUUCCUCGCAUCAACGCUCUCUAAACACCUGUUGCGGGAGAUCAAGCUUGCGGACGCGGCGCUAAGGAAACCGGAUGCUGUUCGGUGGAACAGUACGCUCCGGCGAUAUGGACUCGGUUCGAGCAAAAGUGGGGACGGAGACGAUGUUGAUGAAGAAGACGAUGCGCCGAGGGAAGGAUCCACAGUGUCGGAGGAGAAGGCUAGCUUACCCACGAAGGGCAAUCCCGUCAACGUUGCCGUGUAUGGGCAAAUAUGCCUCGCUGCCAAGAGCUACCAGAGUGCCCUAUUCUAUCUCUUGCAUGCCUAUGACUACUGCCCGGACGAUCCUCUGAUAUGCCUCUGUUUGGCCAUUGCAUCGUUUGGACGUGCAAUGCAGCGUCAGGCCGACAACAGGAACCAUCUCAUCACUCAGGGCAUGGCAUUUUUGUCUCGUUAUCGGACCAUUCGCGGAGCUAAAUCAGAAGACGUCGAUGAGGUAGAGUUCAACUUCGGCCGUGCCUUCCAACAGCUCGGGCUACAUUCUUUAGCCGUACGGCAUUACGAGCGAGUUUUGACGUCUGCAGAGAAAAACUUCCCUGAAGAUGGCCAGGAAUGCGGAUUGGCGCGUGAAGCGGCGUACAAUUUGUCGCUGAUUUAUGUGACAACUGGUGCCACGCCGCUAGCGGAAAAGUUGUACCGACGAUGGCUUUCGGUCUAA